Messenger RNA from Corticium candelabrum, 2364 nucleotides. RefSeq names its product GDP-fucose protein O-fucosyltransferase 1-like. The record is from RefSeq and is a predicted model, not a curated record. The transcript has 7 exons. Gene Ontology annotation, biological process: Notch signaling pathway; protein O-linked glycosylation via fucose. Lineage: Eukaryota; Metazoa; Porifera; Homoscleromorpha; Homosclerophorida; Plakinidae. Bases 23 to 1183 code for a protein of 386 amino acids. Gene Ontology annotation, molecular function: peptide-O-fucosyltransferase activity.
AUAUUAAUUUCACAAAACUAGCAUGAGUUACGGUUUGUUUCUCUCGAUUACAAGUCAUGGGAUUGUCGUGUAUGGCUUGCUACUGACUGUUUUGUCGUCGGAGAUUGACCUCAACGGUUAUCUCCUGUACUGUCCUUGUAUGGGCCGUUUUGGCAACCAAGGCGAUCAUUUCCUAGGAUCUUUGGCCUUCGCUCAUGGUCUCAACCGAACGCUAGCUCUUCCUCCAUGGGUUGUGUACCCAUCUAAGCCAGUAGCAACAUCUAGCCACGUUCCUUUCAAGGAUUGGUUCCAAGUCUCCUCUCUCCAGAAAUAUCAUCGAGUGAUGCCAAUGGAAUACUUUAUGGACAAGCUAGCACCAGAAGUUUGGCCACCCGGCAAAAGAAAAGGAUUCUGUUAUGGAGAGCCUGGUAAUGAUUGUCCCAUGAAGCGGGGUAAUCCAUUUGGUCCUUUCUGGGACCGGUUUGGUGUGGAUUUUGAUGACUCUGUGACCUACACGAGGUUAUCAUUCUCAACUCACCAUAAUUGGGUUAGAGAUGAAUGGAACAGGAAGUUUCCACCCAAAGACUAUCCAGUUUUGGCUUUUAUGGGUGCUCCAGCAGCGUUUCCAGUAGCUGAGGAAAAUAAGUGGCUUCAAAAAUACCUCAAAUGGUCUCCUGCAAUAAUAAAGAGAGUCCAAGAGUUUAUUAACAGGGAGUUACCUUCAGGAGCAUGGAUAGGAAUUCACCUAAGAAAUGGAAUUGAUUGGGUUCGUGCUUGUGAGCAUGCUGAUGGAAUAACAAAUAUGAUGGCUUCACCUCAGUGCUUGGGUUAUCAGCCAGCAGUCAAGCUCACUAGAUCCUUGUGUCUUCCUUCAAAACAGGACGUUUUGAAGGAAGUGAAAAAGCUAGUCAAAUCAAUCAAAGCCAAGGGUGUGUUUGUAGCAACAGACAGUGAUCCUAUGCUAAAAGAACUACGUGAACACCUGAAAGCUCUUAAGAUGAAGGUAAGUGUGGUAACCUCUUUUGGUGGCCAUGACUGGUCACCACAGCUGGACCUAGCUAUUCUUGGUCAAGCCGAUCAUUUUAUUGGAAACUGUGUCUCCAGUUUUACUGCAUUUGUGGUACGUGAAAGGGAAGCUGCAGGCAAACCCUCUUCUUUUUUCGCUUUUCCGAAAAUAAAAGUAGGUGCUAAAGUGGAACUCUAGCCGUUGCCAACAUGUCAUGUAGAAAAACAAAUUCCAGUAGGGUAUAUCCGCAUUGUUUGGUGUAAUUAGUUCAGGUGUAAUUAGUUCAGGUGUCAGGGUACAAUGCGCACGCGUCUUUCUAAACACUACGUGCAAGUGUGUGACAUUGUGAUCAUAUGACGCACCGAGAAAUUUGAGCACGUCAUGAGAAGCUUUGUCGCUGACGUCAACUAGGUGAAAGGUGAGGUCACCUGUGUUGUGAUUGGUCAGCAUUUGCUGAUGACCACAAAUUAGGCUAUUCACGUGAAUAGGCACACGACUAAUAAAAAGCAAGCGAGUGGCGGGCACAGCUCACUUCCCGUUCGAGAGAUGGAUGCGUACUACUUACUUCAGGUUUCACUUCAUAAAGCAUCUCGUGCUCAACGGUGUCGUAGCGGACCAUCUCUACGUGAGAACCUUCUCAUAGCGAGUGUCGUUAAUCGUGCGAGAGCUGGCAUUCUCAACGGUCAGACGUUUGUACAGGUCGUUGGUUCACCGCCGCCUCAGAAAUGCGAGUCAGACCAAACAGACUAUGAUUUGAGUUCUCGAAGUGACACGGACGAUGAGUCACAGUACGAGGAAAUGCAAUCAAACAUGGAUGUGGUUUACUCGUCACAAUCAGAAGACUUGAUUUCACAUCACGUACACAUGGAAAUGGAGAGACGACGGACAUCCUCACAUGUUUGGAAUGGAGGGAACUGCCGGAAAAGGCCACGUGUAACAACAGACGGUUCGACUUCCAAGACCUCCUACAGGGAAGUGGGUUCGAUGAUUGACCCCGUUGCCAGCCACAAAGGCACGCCCAUGCAUUCUUCUGUGGAGGCGGAACAGUUCCAAGGCUGCUCGACAGAAAAGGACAGCAAGUCUUUUUUAGACUUUAGUAGGGCGUGUAAACGCCCGCGGUUUGAUUCAGAGCCUUUUCAUCAUGUUUGGUGGGAACAAACUUUACCACAUCAAAGACUGUGGCAAGAAGCUCUAGUUUUCUAGCUUGUAUUGCACUGUUAAAAGUUGUUGUAGGAAAUUAGUUGUUGUUACAGUAUGUUGAGUGGAAGCUGAGCUUUCAAAGCUGUUUGUAGCUGGCCUACAAAUGGUUAUUAUAUUUAAUAAACAUAAUUCUUAGGUAUUACACUACAUCUAAUAAAAGAAUUAUGGUCAGUAUGUAA